ACUUGAAAUAAAAUGGCAGUGAAAUUUUGGUGGAGCAGCAGAAAAAUUACCCAGAAAGCUGUGCUGAUUCCACGAAGGGUAAUCUGCUGAUCCGCUUGCCCGAGUACAGUGAAUUCCCCUUCGAGGUGUCCUGCGAUCAGCAUAACUACGGCGGAGGUUGGACUGUAUUAAUGCGACGAGCCGAUGGAAGCGAGGAUUUUUACCGCGAUUGGAAGGACUACAAGUAUGGAUUUGGUCAGUUAAAGAAUGAGUUCUUCCUGGGACUGGAGCUAUUUCAUGCGCUGACCUAUUCGGAGCCCCAGGAACUGAUGGUUGUCCUGGAGGACUACGAAGGAAACAAACGCUACCAGCAUUAUGAUAACUUUAGAAUCGGACCAGAGCGUAAUAACUACACCCUGGAAUCGGUGGGAACUUCUUCUGGAGACGCAGGAGACUCAUUUGUAUAUCAUAUCGGCAUGCAGUUUAGUACUAAGGAUCGCAAGAACGACAUCGAUUCAACAAGGGAUUGUGCAGUUGUAUUUAAAGGCGCUUGGUGGUACUAUCGUUGCCAUUUAAGUGGUUUGACCGGUGUUUAUGGCGAUAGUUCUUAUGGACAGGGAGUACUUUGGUCAACAUCGCAUGGGUUUUAUUACUCACUCAAAGGUGCCGUAAUGAUGAUAAGGCCAAAGUCGUAUUCUUCUAAAUAAACUUAUUUCAUCAUCAGGUAUAGUGUUUAUCCAUGUUACAUCGAUUGCACAAAGAUAUAUUUUC
This is a messenger RNA of Drosophila takahashii, 750 nucleotides long. RefSeq names its product ryncolin-1-like. NCBI's taxonomy places the organism in Eukaryota, Metazoa, Arthropoda, Insecta, Diptera, Drosophilidae. The record is from RefSeq and is a predicted model, not a curated record.